AUGGAGGAAACCACAGUACCCUUUUUAAGAAUCUCACUAGCAGAGAGUACCCGGGUGCAUUCUGUGGCUUGGAACUGCACGGGCACGAAGCUCGCAUCGGGCUCUGUAGAUCAAACCGCUAGGGUUUGGCACAUUGAGCCCCACGGACAUUGUGGAUCAGCUGUGUUGGGACCCAAGCAUGCUGAUUUGAUUGCCACUGCCUCUGGAGACGAGAGUUCGUCUAUGGGAUGCUCGUGGAAAAUGUGCGCAGCUAGCAGAACAUUAACAUCACCUAUAAACCUGAUGGGACGCACAUCGCGGCUGGUAAUAGGGAUGAUGGAUGUUCGGAAAUUUAAGCCCAUUCACAAGCGAAAGUUCAAUUAUGAGCACAAGGCUUUUAGAAAAGCUUUGUUACUCAACCUUGAGAAGUCUUCAAUUCUGUAUGAUAUGCAAAUGUAA
This is a messenger RNA of Prunus armeniaca (apricot), 438 nucleotides long. NCBI's taxonomy places the organism in Eukaryota, Viridiplantae, Streptophyta, Magnoliopsida, Rosales, Rosaceae. The record is from the annotation of a GenBank genome assembly.